UAUAAUGUGCGUCCUGCGGCCUUGCAGAAUUAUUUUGACGAUGAGAUAUUAUUGACGAAGAGAUAUUAUUAAACCAGUUAAAUCAUCGAAUAAAACUUGAUUAAUAGUAACCAAUCAAAACUGUCACAGUAGUCUUCCUUGAAAGCUUGUCAGUCAUUUUGCAAAUUUUCUAAUUUUAUCACUGAAUUCUGGAUUUUUGGUAUGCCGCUACGGUCGGUAGAUUUUGAAGUUUGGGGUCGUGUACAAGGAGUCUUUUUCAGAAAGUAUACUCAAAAAGAAGCUACUAAGUUAGGAUUAAAAGGAUGGUGCAUGAACACUAAAGAUCUCACUGUGAAGGGUGUAUUGGAAGGUGAACCGGAAUCAAUUAAUAAAAUGAAAGAUUGGUUAGAGAAAGUAGGAAGUCCUAGUAGUGAGAUUUCAAAAGCUGCUUUCCAAAACGAACAUGAAAUACCCGAACACACGUAUUAUGACUUUUCAAUUAAACGAUAAUAAAUUGUAGUAAUUAAUGUAUCAAGCAGUAUUUUUAUUAAACAAAUAG
Messenger RNA from Sitophilus oryzae (rice weevil), 538 nucleotides. RefSeq names its product acylphosphatase-2-like. The record is from RefSeq and is a predicted model, not a curated record. Gene Ontology annotation, molecular function: acylphosphatase activity. The coding region runs from base 202 to 489 and encodes 95 amino acids. The transcript has 5 exons. NCBI's taxonomy places the organism in Eukaryota, Metazoa, Arthropoda, Insecta, Coleoptera, Curculionidae.